AGAUUAAACAAACCUUUUUCCGCACCUUCCCUUUCUUUUCUUCUACUCAGUGUGGGGAAAUCGGAUCGAGAAAAUGGGUCGUACAUUAACGGGUCGGGUCUCCGCCAUUGUUUUCUGCUUUCUUCUUGUUAUCUCAUCCGUGAACUCCUUCUACCUCCCCGGCGUUGCGCCUCGCGAUUUUAUGAGAGGCGAUGAGCUUCAAGUCAAAGUGAACAAGCUUUCAUCUACAAAGACACAACUUCCAUAUGACUUCUAUUACUUGAAAUACUGCAAACCGGAAAAAAUCAAGAAUGUUGCUGAAAACUUGGGAGAGGUCCUUCGGGGCGACCGUAUAGAGAAUUCAGUCUACACCUUUCAUAUGAGGGAUGAGCAAUCCUGCAUAGUGGGUUGCAAAGUUAGUCUGGAUGCUCAAGCGGCAAAGGAUUUUAUAGAAAAAAUUGAUGAUGAGUACAGAGUCAAUAUGAUUCUGGACAAUCUUCCAGUAGCUGUACUUAGACAAAGGCGAGAUGGAAGUCCAUCAACAACUUAUGAGCAUGGUUUUCGAGUUGGAUUCAAAGGAACUUAUGCUGGGAGCAAAGAGGAGAAAUAUUUUAUCCAUAAUCACUUAAGCUUCAGAGUUAUGUAUCAUAGAGAUCCUGAAACAGAUUCUGCUCGAAUUGUUGGAUUUGAAGUCUCUCCAAUCAGCAUCAAUCAUGAGUACAAGGAGUGGGAUGAAAAGAAUCCAAAGGUGGCAACAUGCAACACAAACACCAAAAAUAUAAUCCAGGGAGGCGCUGUUCCACAGGAAGUGGAUACUGACAAAGAGGUCAUAUUUACUUAUGAUGUUACUUUCAAGGAAAGCGAUAUUAAGUGGGCAUCACGGUGGGACACCUACCUCCUCAUGAAUGAUGAUCAAAUUCACUGGUUUUCAAUCAUCAACUCUUUGAUGAUUGUUCUCUUCCUUUCUGGUAUGGUUGCCAUGAUAAUGAUGAGAACUCUGUACAGAGAUAUUGCUAACUAUAACCAAUUGGAAACCCAAGAUGAAGCUCAAGAAGAAACAGGAUGGAAACUUGUCCAUGGAGAUGUUUUCAGAGCGCCUGUAAAUUCUGGAUUGCUGUGUGUUUAUCUGGGAACUGGGGUUCAGAUCUUUGGAAUGACACUUGUGACAAUGAUCUUCGCAUUGCUAGGUUUUCUCUCACCUUCCAACCGUGGGGGACUCAUGACUGCCAUGGUUCUGUUAUGGGUUUUUAUGGGCUUAUUUGCUGGCUACUCUUCUGCUCGUCUGUACAAAAUGUUCAAGGGUACAGAAUGGAAGAGGAAUACCUUAAAAACAGCUUUCAUGUUCCCUGGUAUUCUUUUUGCAGUCUUCUUUGUGCUGAAUGCUCUAAUUUGGGGUGAAAAAUCAUCUGGAGCUGUACCAUUUGGAACAAUGUUUGCUCUUGUGUGCCUAUGGUUUGGAAUAUCAGUACCAUUGGUAUUUAUUGGUAGUUAUUUGGGUUUCAAAAAGCCUGUCGGUGAAGAUCCUGUCAAGACCAAUAAGAUCCCUAGACAGAUACCUGAACAGGCCUGGUAUAUGAAACCAGUAUUCUCAAUACUUAUCGGUGGCAUUCUUCCUUUUGGGGCUGUUUUCAUUGAAUUGUUCUUCAUCCUGACCUCCAUCUGGCUGAACCAGUUCUACUACAUCUUCGGCUUCCUCUUCAUAGUCUUUGUGAUCUUGAUAAUCACAUGUGCAGAGAUCACAAUCGUUCUUUGCUACUUCCAGUUGUGCAGUGAAGACUAUAAUUGGUGGUGGAGAGCUUACCUGACGGCUGGAUCCUCCGCUUUAUAUCUCUUCUUCUACUCAAUUUUCUACUUCUUCACCAAGCUGGAAAUUACGAAACUGGUUUCUGGCAUUUUGUACUUCGGAUACAUGUUGAUUGCAUCGUAUGCUUUCUUUGUGUUGACUGGAACAAUUGGCUUCUACGCUUGCUUCUGGUUUGUUCGGAAAAUCUAUUCCUCUGUGAAGAUAGAUUGAUAUGAAGCGAAGCGUAGUCGGAUAAUUUCAUAGUAGAUUCUCCAGAAUGCCUUUCGGAUGGAUGGAUUAUAGAGAAGUCAAAUCAGGUACCUCCAUUUUUGCAGGAUAAGAGCUGUAAACUGUGUAAAAUUUUCCCCACCUGCGAAAUCUUUUUCUAAUUUUUUCUAUUAGUGUAGCAUGUAUUUUACUCAGUUUUGAUUUUGUUCACAUCAAUAUAAUUUUCCUGGACCAUAAGAUCUAGAAGAGUUUCUGAUAGAAGACAGAGAGACAAAUCAUAGUUGUAUUGAAACCUUUCUCCCAGAUCAUCACCAAUCCAAUUGUAGCUUUAAUUGAUGCUGAUAUUCUCAUGUAUCCGUUUAUUUUAAUCUUUUUUCAUACUAGUCUUAUUUUUUGCCCCCUUUAA
Molecule: messenger RNA, 2396 nt
Organism: Sesamum indicum (sesame)
Lineage: Eukaryota; Viridiplantae; Streptophyta; Magnoliopsida; Lamiales; Pedaliaceae
Product: transmembrane 9 superfamily member 7
Biological process (GO): protein localization to membrane
Cellular component (GO): membrane
Source: RefSeq, a predicted model, not a curated record